Messenger RNA from Rhopalosiphum maidis (corn leaf aphid), 1407 nucleotides. RefSeq names its product structural maintenance of chromosomes protein 3 homolog. Lineage: Eukaryota; Metazoa; Arthropoda; Insecta; Hemiptera; Aphididae. The transcript has 12 exons. The coding region runs from base 1 to 1407 and encodes 468 amino acids. The record is from RefSeq and is a predicted model, not a curated record.
AUGAGCGAUAAAUGUAAGAAUGAAAUAAAAGUAGACAUAAGAAAUGAAACAAUUGAGAACACUUUAAGAGAUCUAAGAUUACAAAUAUCAUUAUUAAAACAUCAGAAUUCAAAAAUCAAAUUGCAAUUGAAUGAAGACAUUCAAAAAGGGUUGGCAAUGACAAAAUUGUUACAAAAAAGAAAACCUUUUAAUCGAACAGAAACUGGUGAAAUAAUAUUUCCCGGGAAAAAGGAAAUGGAAUUUAAACUGGAUGUAAUGACAAGAGAAAUUUUGAAGUUAAGAACAGUAUUAAAUGGCUUGAAAAAAGACCGUUAUAAACUAAAUUUAUCUGGAAACAAUAAUAAAACCAAAUUCAACUGUUUUGAGUCUAAUAAUGAAGAUAAUAUAAAUAAAAAGUUAAGUGAAGAACUUUGCGAACAAUAUAACACAAUGAAAGACACAUUUGACAAAAUUGUACUAGAAAUAUCAAAGUACCGGGUACUAUUAGACAUUAAAACAGAAGAAAUGAACGACUAUAAUGCACAGUUAACAAAAACACAAGAAGAAUUUAAUAAUGCAGUCACGACAUUAGAACAGAUAGAAUUGAACACUCAGGGUAAUGUGGAAAAUGCGCGAAACGAAUUUAAAGUAGUCAAUGAUCGCUUAGAUGGUUUGAAAUCGGAAGCCCAACAACAAAUUGACGAGUUAAACGCUACGAAUGAAUCGUACAUGAAUGGUCUACAAGAAAAAGAGUAUCAAAUAGUCCGAUCUAAUAACCUGGACAAAGAAAAGGCAAAGCUGACGGCAGAAUUCGAAUCUGAAUUCAACCGAGUUAAAGAAUAUUUCAAAAAACGGCUAAGUCAAAUAGAAUUUUUACCUGCUGCGUUACAAGCAGUUCAAAAGCAAAUGAUUGUUGAAAAAGAAUUAAGCGCUUCAAUUGAAAAAAAUAUUGAAAUUCUCAGUAAAAAACUAAAAAAUAUUAGCAAUGAUUCUUGUAGCGACUCUCUUAAUAAUACGAAUCAAUUAUUAAAAUCUAAAGCUAAACAUCUUAAAAUCAAACAAGUGCAGUUGGAAAAGAUUUUAGCAGAAAAACUUCGUUGCUGUGAUGAGACAAAAACAUAUAAGUAUCAACAAAAAUCUGUGCUAAGCAAGAUAAAAUCCGAAACAAAGUUAAAAUUAAACGAUUUACGUCGUAUUUUAAAAGCACCAGCUGAGGAAUACUUAAAUACCAUCGAUAAACUUCAAAAUCAAAUAUCUAAAAUUGAGGCAUAUUCUUGUUUUGAAAACGACCAACUAAAUCAUUUGUCUUCAAUCAUGCAAAAACCAAUUGACGCAUUGGCCAGUAUUUUAAAUGAAGCAAUAGAACAAAUCACCACAAUAGGAAAUCUACAGAAUGUACUUACUGACUGUUCUAAAAUAUGUUUGUAA